AUGGGGAUGGGAGGUCUUAUUCGGAAUGAGUUUGGGCGAUUGAAGUUGGCUUUUGCAAAAAAUCUUGAUCAGGGAACGAAUAAUAUGGCGGAACUUUUAGCUCUUUAUUAUGGUUUGAAGCACUGUACGGAUUUGGGUUUACAACAAAUAGAAGUGGAGAUGGAUUCGUUGUUAAUUGUUAACUGGUUGGAGAAGAAGAGAUGUGGUAUCUGGUAUCUCGAAGAUUAUUGGGAGGAAAUUCUACAAAUUCUAUCGAGCCUAAGAUUGAAGAUACGGCAUGUUUAUAGAGAGUGUAAUGCCGAGGCUGGCUUUUUAGCUCGACUGGCUUCUAGACAACAUUUUGGGAUGUGGGUACAUCUUCGUGAUGUUCCGCAUCAACUUAAAGGAAUAUUAAGGGUGGAUAAGCUUGGUUUGCCAGCUAUGCGGUGUUAG
Molecule: messenger RNA, 432 nt
Organism: Juglans microcarpa x Juglans regia
Lineage: Eukaryota; Viridiplantae; Streptophyta; Magnoliopsida; Fagales; Juglandaceae
Exons: 1
Coding region: 1-432 (143 amino acids)
Molecular function (GO): nucleic acid binding; RNA-DNA hybrid ribonuclease activity
Source: RefSeq, a predicted model, not a curated record